AUGGCAGCGGAAGACGGUUUGAAGAUUAACGUCAAAUUCAAUGGAAAACUAUUUGUUGUCUCGCACCUUUCGAGUGAGAUGACUGUAUUGGACGUGAAGAAAAAGCUCUACGAACUAACGAGAGUUCCUCCUGAGAAUCAAAAGUUGCUAGGUCUAUCAGCUGUUUCAGCAAAGGUUGUUUCAGAUGAUUUGGCUAUUCAAUACUUGAACAUCAAGCCAUCAACAAAGAUUAUGCUAAUAGGUUCCACCGAAGAAGCCAUAACUAUCGUAAAGGCUGCCGACUCUGUUGUGCCGGAUAGUAUUGACGAUUUUGACUUAACUGAGGAAGAUUUGGAAACAUUUCAAAGACCCGAAAAUCUGGAAAAGGUCCAAAAGAGGUCAGGUACAUACAAGUUCAUCCAAAUUUCCGAAAUGAGACCCGGGAAGCGUCUUCUUGUUCUGGACAUUGACUAUACUAUUUUCGAUCACCUUACACCAGCGGAGUCGGCAAAACUGCUUAUGCGUCCCUAUCUUUACGAGAUGCUUACCAGAGCGUACGUUAACUACGAUAUUGCGAUUUGGUCCGCAACAAGCAUGACGUGGAUAUUGGCGAAAAUAGGCCAGAUGAACUUGAUUCCUAAAAGCAUCAUCGACACAGUUCGCCAACAACAAGUUGAAUCGAGGUCUUUGGCUCAGACACCCAACAGUCCUUCAAACAUUCCGCACUAUGAGACAGACCUGCCAUUUAAAAUUUGUUUGCUGGUCGACUCUGGCGCAAUGAUAAGUGUAUAUUUGGAGGAACAUGGCGUGAAAGAGGUCAAACCGCUUGCCGUAAUCUGGAAUCGGUUCCAACAAUAUGGACCUCAGAACACCAUCAUGUUCGAUGACGUUCGCAGAAAUUUUGCGAUGAACCCCCAGUCCGGAUUAAGGAUUCACUCCUACAGGGACGCGCAUGUUAAUUACUCGACCGAUAAAGAACUCCUCUACCUGGCCGACUACCUUGAUCUCAUCGCACUCCUGGAGCCGGACUUCACUAAACUUAAUCACCAUAAGUGGAGCUCUUACGUAGAAAAGAAUAGAAAGCACCUUCCUCGGAAAAGAAGGUCACCUACAGAAGCACCCUCUACAGUCCGGGCG
Messenger RNA from Dibothriocephalus latus, 1116 nucleotides. The record is from the annotation of a GenBank genome assembly. NCBI's taxonomy places the organism in Eukaryota, Metazoa, Platyhelminthes, Cestoda, Diphyllobothriidea, Diphyllobothriidae.